UCACUGGCCUCAAACUGCAGGCCCGGAAGCGGAAGAGCCCAGAGCCUGGUUUGGCCUUGGGAUUCGCCACAGGGUACGUCCGGUGUGAGCUAGUGAGGAAAUCCUGGGGCCUGUGGAGUAGCAGAAGAAGAGCGCCGGAGAAGAGCGCCUGCAAGCGCAGGAGGGAGGAAGCUGGGUGCCCAGAGCAAAGAGCGAGCGGACAGGCAGCUGCUGGGCGAGCAGGACUGUGCAGGGUCCCUGGAGGCUGGACCUGCUGGGCGCUGCUGUCCUUCAGGCCAGGGUGCGCUGGGAGCUCGGGCGAUCCCCAGGUGAGGGCAGCGGCUCCGCCUGGGGAUUCCACCUCGAUAGAACUGGGCAGAUGCCGAGCGGGGAAGGAUGCUGUCCCCGCUGCUCCCCAGUAGCAUCCUGAACAGUUGCAGCAGCAGAAAACACAGCUGGAGCUGUCGGUAAAGUCGCCCAACACCUUUCUCCGUAGUGUUCGAGUUGACAAAGCCAGAGAACAGAGCUCUGCAUCCGAAUCUCCUUCGAGCUCUUUUUCCACCUGAAUAGGAGCGGAUUUAUGGGAAAACAUGCCCUGCGCUCUUUCUUGGAGGAACUGGAGACAGUGGAUUCGCCCCUUAGCGGUGGUCCUCUACCUGGUGUCCAUAGCGGUUGCGGUUCCCCUGUGUGUGUGGGAACUGCAGAAACUGGAGGUUGGAAUACAUACCAAGGCUUGGUUUAUCGCUGGAAUCUUCUUGCUGUUGACGAUACCUGUAUCGCUGUGGGUGAUCCUACAACACUUGGUACAUUACACACAACCAGAACUGCAAAAACCAAUAAUAAGGAUUCUUUGGAUGGUACCCAUAUACAGUUUAGAUAGUUGGGUAGCUUUGAAAUAUCCCAGCAUUGCAAUAUAUGUGGAUACCUGCAGAGAAUGCUAUGAAGCCUAUGUCAUUUACAACUUUAUGGUAUUUCUUACCAAUUAUCUAACUAACCGGUAUCCAAAUCUGGUGUUAAUCCUUGAAGCCAAAGACCAGCAGAAACAUUUCCCUCCUCUAUGUUGCUGUCCACCAUGGGCUAUGGGAGAAGUGUUGCUGUUUAGGUGCAAAUUGGGUGUUUUGCAGUAUACAGUUGUUAGACCAUUCACCACCAUCGUUGCUUUAAUCUGUGAGCUACUUGGUAUAUAUGAUGAAGGGAACUUCAGCUUUUCAAAUGCUUGGACUUACUUGGUUAUAAUAAACAAUAUGUCGCAAUUGUUUGCCAUGUAUUGUCUCCUGCUAUUUUAUAAAGUACUCAAGGAAGAACUGAGUCCAAUCCAACCUGUUGGCAAAUUUCUUUGCGUAAAGCUGGUGGUUUUUGUUUCUUUUUGGCAAGCAGUAGUGAUUGCUUUGCUGGUUAAAGUUGGAGUCAUCUCAGAAAAUCACACAUGGGAGUGGCAAACUGUAGAAGCAGUGGCUACAGGACUCCAGGAUUUCAUUAUCUGUAUUGAGAUGUUCCUGGCUGCUAUUGCUCAUCACUACACUUUCUCCUAUAAACCGUAUGUCCAAGAAGCAGAAGAAGGCUCAUGCUUUGAUUCUUUUCUUGCCAUGUGGGAUGUUUCAGAUAUCAGAGAUGACAUUUCUGAGCAAGUAAGGCAUGUUGGACGGACAGUCAGAGGACAUCAUAGGAAAAAAUUUUUCCCCGAGGAACAAGAGCAAAAUGAACAUACAAGUUUGCUGUCAUCCUCAUCACAAGAUGCGGUCUCCAUUGCCUCUUCCAUGCCGCCUUCACCCAUGGGGCAUUACCAAGGGUUUGGACACACUGUGACUCCCCCGACUACACCCACUACAGCUAAGAUAUCGGACUAAACUUCAGAUAAAUCCAUGGACUCCUGAACAGACUGUAAAAGCAAACUGUGCUACUACCAUGAUAAUUCACUACCUGGUAUCCCCUGGCUCAGGAUUUUGUGCUUAGGACAAGCCAUAUAUGUUGGAAAUUUUCAACGUAAGGAUAGGGGAAAGCCGGAUCAAAUACUGGACUUGAAUAGACAUAUAUAGAUAUGUUUUGUAUAUCACAAAUAAACCGUCCAGAUUUCUUAGACAUAGACUUGAUUCCUUAAACUAGAGCAUCACAUUCUCAAAUGAUAGAAGAUGACUCCAGCUAAAUGUUUCUGACGUUGCGUUGCUUUUCCAAGAGGAUGGACGUAAAAACCAAUGCUUCCUACUGCUGCUGCAUGAAUAUAAUGCGCUGGAAUUAACAGAAAGCAUAAUUCAGAAAUAUGAAAUAGCGGAACUUAAUCAUGUGCCAUAUAAGCU
This is a messenger RNA of Tupaia belangeri chinensis (Chinese tree shrew), 2273 nucleotides long. It is a transcript of the gene TMEM184C, whose product is annotated as transmembrane protein 184C. Bases 570 to 1826 code for a protein of 418 amino acids. The transcript has 10 exons. The record is from RefSeq and is a predicted model, not a curated record. NCBI's taxonomy places the organism in Eukaryota, Metazoa, Chordata, Mammalia, Scandentia, Tupaiidae.